Molecule: messenger RNA, 333 nt
Organism: Cooperia oncophora
Lineage: Eukaryota; Metazoa; Nematoda; Chromadorea; Rhabditida; Trichostrongylidae
Source: the annotation of a GenBank genome assembly
AUGAAGGAAAGUCGAAUAUCGAAAAGCAGCUUCAAAAUAUCAGGAGAGUACAGUAAUCCCGAACAAGAACAGCUCUUCGAAUGGAUCAUGAGAGAAACCAAACCAGACGCGGUUUUUGCUGGAACGAUGCCAGUGAUGGCAAAUGUCAAGUUGACUACUCUUCGACCCAUUGCGAAUCAUCCGCACUAUGAGGAUGUCGGAAUUAGGAAUCGAACUAAGCUGCUGUACUCAAUGUUUAGUAAAAAGCCUAUCAAUGAGUUGCAUGAGACGCUGAAGAAGCUUGGUGUCAACUACUUCGUUUUCCAAUUAUUCAACUGUGCUCCAGACGCUGAA